Nothoprocta perdicaria is the source of this 2195-nucleotide messenger RNA. RefSeq names its product polyribonucleotide nucleotidyltransferase 1 (gene PNPT1). NCBI's taxonomy places the organism in Eukaryota, Metazoa, Chordata, Aves, Tinamiformes, Tinamidae. Gene Ontology annotation, biological process: mitochondrial RNA 3'-end processing; mitochondrial mRNA catabolic process. Gene Ontology annotation, cellular component: cytosol; mitochondrion. The transcript is spliced from 27 exons. Gene Ontology annotation, molecular function: RNA binding; polyribonucleotide nucleotidyltransferase activity; 3'-5'-RNA exonuclease activity. The record is from RefSeq and is a predicted model, not a curated record. The coding region runs from base 1 to 2190 and encodes 729 amino acids.
AUGGAAUUGUCCUCUGGAAAACUUGCAAGGUUUGCUGAUGGAUCUGCAGUUGUUCAGUUGGGGGACACUGCAGUGAUGGUCACAGCGGUCAGUAAAACAAAGCCUUCUCCAUCUCAGUUUAUGCCAUUAGUGGUUGACUAUCGUCAGAAAGCUGCAGCAGCAGGAAGAAUUCCUACAAACUAUUUAAGAAGAGAGCUUGGUUCCACUGAUAAAGAAAUUCUUACCAGCAGAGUAAUAGAUAGAUCAAUUAGACCACUCUUUCCAGUAGGCUACUUUUAUGAUACACAGAUCCUUUGUAAUCUUUUAGCAGUAGAUGGGGUAAAUGAUCCUGAUAUCCUGGCAAUUAAUGGAGCUUCUGCUGCUCUUGCAUUAUCUGAUAUCCCAUGGAAUGGUCCUGUUGGUGCAGUAAGGGUAGGAAUCGUUGAUGGAGAAACUAUUAUCAAUCCAACGCGAAAAGAAUUGUCAUCUAGUGCUUUAAACUUAGUUGUUGCUGGAGCCCCACAUAGUCAAGUCGUUAUGUUGGAAGCAACAGCUGAGAAUAUACUGCAACAAGAUUUCUGUCACGCUGUCAAAGUAGGGGUGAAACAUACCCAACAAAUAAUUCAGGGAAUUCAACAGCUAGUGAAGGAACGAGGUAUUGUCAAGAGAACUGUGCAGAAGUUGUUUGUUGCUCCUGAAGAAAUUGUGGAAUGCGCCAAAAAACUUGCUUUUAACAAGAUCUAUGCAGUGUUCACAGAUACCAGCCAUGAUAAAGUUUCUAGAGAUGAAGCAAUUAACAAAAUAAGGCUCGAAACAGAAGAGCAAAUGAAAGAAAAAUUUCCAGAGGCUGACCCAUAUGAAAUCAUGGAAUCUUUUAAUAUAGUUUCAAAGGAUAUUUUUAGAAAUCUUAUUCUUAAUGAGUAUAGAAGGUGUGAUGGAAGAGAUUUGAUGUCCAUCAGAGAUAUUAACUGUGAAGUGAACAUGUUUAAAAUGCUUCAUGGAUCAGCCUUAUUUCAGAGAGGUCAAACACAGGUUCUCUGUACAGUCACAUUUGACUCAUUAGAAUCAAGUGUAAAAUCAGAUCUUAUCUCAACAGCUGUGAGCGGAGUAAAAGACAAAAACUUCAUGCUGCAUUAUGAGUUUCCUCCGUAUGCAACUAAUGAGACCGGCAAAGUUACAGGUGUGAACAGAAGAGAACUUGGGCAUGGUGCACUCGCAGAGAGAGCUUUGAAACCAGUUAUUCCCCAGAAUUUCCCAUUCACAAUACGAGUUACUUCUGAAGUCUUGGAGUCAAAUGGAUCCUCUUCAAUGGCAUCUGCAUGUGGUGGAAGUUUGGCAUUAAUGGAUGCAGGAGUUCCAAUAUCAAGUGCAGUGGCAGGUGUAGCAAUAGGUCUUGUUACCAAAUGCAAUCCAGAGAAAAAUGGUGAUAUUGAGGAUUAUCGUUUGCUGACAGACAUCCUGGGAAUUGAGGAUUACUAUGGUGAUAUGGAUUUCAAAAUGGCAGGAACUAAUAAAGGAAUAACUGCCUUGCAGGUUGAUCUAAAACUACCAGGAAUACCAAUAAAAAUUGUAAUGGAAGCUAUUCAGCAAGCCACAACUGCUAAGAAGGAGAUUUUACAAAUCAUGAAUGAAACACUGGCGAAACCCAGACCUGGCAGAAAGGAAAAUGGCCCUGUUGUAGAAACUAUCCAUGUUCCAUUAUCAAAAAGGUUACGGUUUGUUGGACCUGGAGCCUAUAAUUUGAAAAAACUUCAAGCACAGACAGGUGUAACUCUAAGCCAGAUAGAUGAAGAGACAUAUUCUGUGUUUGCUCCCACACCUGGUGCUAUGCAUGAAGCAAGAGAAUUUAUCCGUGAAAUCUGCAAAGAUGAUCAGGAACUUAAUUUGGAAUUUGGUGCAGUCUAUACAGCCACAAUAACUGAAAUUAGGGAUUCUGGAGUGAUGGUAAAAUUGUAUCCAAACAUGACGCCUGUGUUACUUCAUAAUUCACAGCUUGAUCAAAGAAAGAUUAAACAUCCUAGUGCCUUGGGAUUAGAAGUUGGCCAAGAAAUUCAGGUGAAAUACUUUGGACGUGACCCCACUGAUGGCAGAAUGCGGCUUUCACGCAAAGUUCUUCAGUCCCCAGCCACGACUGUGCUCAAGACCCUUACAGACAAAAAUAGCAUUGUCAUGGGGGGUACAGCUCCUCAGUCAUCUAGUUCAUCCCAGUGAUUGGU